This is a messenger RNA of Arctia plantaginis, 1896 nucleotides long. The record is from the annotation of a GenBank genome assembly. NCBI's taxonomy places the organism in Eukaryota, Metazoa, Arthropoda, Insecta, Lepidoptera, Erebidae.
AUGGCGAAAUUGGUUGAUAUAUAUAACAGCGAAAAAGAACCUGUGAUAAAAAGACGGCAAUUACCGUUAACUAUCUAUGAAAAUCUUACAAUGAUCAUGGAUUUGAACACAAUGGGUCUAAUAUGUGAUAAUCCACAGAUAAAAGGUCGGGAAUACGAAGACUUCAUGCGCAAAUAUAGGAUUCUAACGACUGAUGAAUUGAAGGCAGCGCUGAGAGUAGAUGCUUCUGAUAUAUUUAAUGUUUUAAAUCAAAGCAUUCCUUGUGUAGGCUGUAGAAGAAGCGUGGAACGUCUUUUUUAUCAGUUAUGUAAAUCAGGACAUCCCACACUGGAUCCAUUGGUGCUCACACCGGACGAAAUUAUGACAAUUAGACAAGACAAAGCCACACAACCACAAUCACUAGCCACAUUACUAAAUGGUCACAGUACAGGUAUAGAAUGUCUAAUACUUAGUCAGCCACGAUGGAAAAAAUCACAGCGAUGUACUUUGCAUUCGCUAGAGGCAGGCACAGCUCGCGGCUGGGGCGCGGCAGCGGGCGGGGCGGGGACAGGAGGCACGGGGCCGGGGGCUGCGUGUGGCUGGGGAUGGGCCGCGUGGGGCUGGGGCGGCCGGGCUGCCUGGCGCGCUGCGUGGGAUGCUAUGCGUGCCUCCGCCCGCGACCACGUCACCCUCGUGCACUUCAACACACUACAUGACACACUCCACAACUACCUUAGGAAACAUCGUUUUUGUGCCGAUUGUAAAACUAAGGUCUUAAGGGCAUAUCAACUGUUAGUGGAAGAGAAGGAGCCACAAAAAGAGAAAGGAUAUGUUGGAGCUUUGUAUGGUGGUAUCAAAAGAUGUCUCUUAGACAAGCACUUACAUUUGCAAGCCAAAACUGAUUACAUAGCACAUCUUAUAGCUAGAGCAGAGCCAGAGUUACUUGGUAAUCAUAGAGAGAGACACGCCAAAACACUUGAAAUUGCACAAGAAGAGGUACUCAUUUGUCUAGGCAUAUGUAUUUAUGAGCGACUACAGCGCAUCUCUUUAAGGCUACGCGAAGAAGAAGGAACAUGUCAAACCCUUGCAGCAGUGGCUGUAGAGGCUCUCUAUCGCAAAUUCGAAACUGCCGUUGAACAUAAGACCGGAGUAUCGAAGCUGCAACUUCUGUAUGAUGAAAUCACUCAAGAAGAGUUAACAAGGCAACAGAGAAAAGAACAGAAGAAGUUAAAACGACGCAAGAAGAAGGAGCGGCAGGCUGUCGAAAGCAAAUGUAAAGAAGCAGAUUCAGAAGAACCAGACGAGAAGUGCCAAUGUGAAGAAUGUUUAUUGGAAGAAAGAGACACACCGACUGACCUACUGUCCCCGCGCGACUACAUCAAUCAACAGUGUUUCGAGGCGAGCGGGGACGGGUGUCAAUCUUGUCAAGACGACUCUACGAAACGCCGCUCACCUAAAAAGACAGCAAAAAAACGGGCCAAAAAUGGCAACCUUUCGCCUAAUGAACAUUCACACGAUUGUGGAUAUUCAUCUGGGAAUAAUGGAGGUUGCUGUGAAACUAUGUCCGGUUCUUCUUCUCUUAUGAGUUCACCCGAAGGUUCAGAGGUGGCCUGUUCCGAGGGAUUCUGUAAUCAUGAGAGAGGCGACUGUUUAGAUUUGGCUAAGAAUGAUAAGACUUUAUGCUCCGGUUUUACAUUAUCUUUACAAGAAAUGUUAAUGGACACAUGUUCGUCAGAUGAAGAACAGGAUACCAGUUAUAUUCCUAUAGAAGAAGUAAUGGAAUUUAAAUCACGAAGAAACAUUACGGAAAAAAGACAGGAGUUACGACAGAACCUUCGCCAAAAAUUCGCCCAGUUGUGCGUGAACACGCCGCAGAUACAUACCUCACAGCAGAAAGAAGACAAUCAGCCAGCUUAA